AUGUAUUUCCGCUUAGAAAUUCUUGGGCUCUUUGCCCUAAUUACAACAUUGAUCAGUCCGACACUGGCACUGCCUACGGUUCCAACCACCAUCCCUUCAUCUAUAUCGACCGUCUUCCACCUGCUAGGCAUCACACAAAUCGACAGCGACGUCUACGCAGUGAUCGCAGGCAACUUCUCCAUCUCUACCGUCAACAGCACACCCGGCUCCUACGUGAUCUGGAGACUCGAUGCCUCGGGUAGCGCACCAUCAGCGAGUAUUCUGGCCCGAAUCCCCGAAGCCGAGUUCCCGAACGGGAUUGCGCGCUUCGGGCAGAACCUGCUUCUCAUUACGGACUCUGCCAAGGGCGUGAUCUGGCGGCUGGAUGUGAGGUCGGGUCUGUACUCGCAGGCACUGUCUGAUCCCUCGAUGCUCCCUGCUGCGGGCCAGCCGUAUGCUGUUGGUGUGAAUGGUAUUGAUGUGCGUGGGAGGUAUGUCUACUACACGAGUACCACGCAGAUGUUGCUCUGUAGGGUUCCGGUGAAUAGUGUGGCGGAGGCCACGGGUCCUGUUGAGGUCAUUACUAGUGGGAUUACUCCGGAUGAUCUUAUGGUCGGCAAUGAUGGGACGGCGUACAUCUCGACUAACCCGGAUAAUGGACUGGUGCAAGUUGAUCCGAGAGGGAGAGUCAGGUUGGUGGCUGGGAAUCAGUUCACGAUUGCUGUUGGUGGAUCAACUGCUGUUGCUGGCAGCAAAGAUGGUUCGGUGCUAUAUGUUACAACCAGUGGGGGACAGUUUUCGCCCAUUCUUGGUAAGAUUAUUGAGCCGGCCAAGGUUGUGGCCAUUCAUCUAUAG
Molecule: messenger RNA, 834 nt
Organism: Aspergillus novofumigatus IBT 16806
Lineage: Eukaryota; Fungi; Ascomycota; Eurotiomycetes; Eurotiales; Aspergillaceae
Exons: 2
Coding region: 1-834 (277 amino acids)
Source: RefSeq, a predicted model, not a curated record